UCUUUUGUGUUGACACCGAUUAACCGGCUCAGAACGCGUGAAAAAAGCCUCGAUACGAUAUGAACCGCACUACAACGGUACUAUUUUACUUCCCGUACGCAUCUAGUUCACGGUUUUCACCUUUCAACAGUUCUCCGUAGUGUUCGUGUUUACCCACCCCCGGUUGGCGAUUUUCCGGCGGUCAAUCUCUUCGGUAAGCGGUGAAAUCGUUUCCGAGAUUUGCGUCACCGCGACACGAGAGCGAGAGUAAAGGCUGAUGAUGAUGAGAUGAUGGACCGCGGAACGGACGGACGGACGGAAAUGCGCGGUCUUUGAUUUUUCACAUUCGACGCCACCAGCAUGGUCGGCCGGCGGCAUUUCAGGGAAGUCGUUCUGUGCGAGUGGUCGUGUUUGAACCCACGUCCACAUCAGGUGGCCGUUUGGUGACACGACAAUUGCUGUUGUCGUCGUCGGUGCGUUGACGAAACCGGUUAAUUGGUCGCAGUGCCCGUGAUAGUCCACCCACUACAGGCGCCCUUCCGCGACUCCCGAGGAAUGAUUGCUCUCCAGUCUUAUCAAUCGUGCUCACAGGAAAGAUAAAAAACACCGAAACGCAUGACAACAUUCCACAAGUGGUGGUGGUGGUUAUUGCAACGUGCGAAGAACGUGCGGAAGUGCAAAUUUAACUAAUUUCCCCGGGGACUCGAUCGCUUCCGGGCUGUGUCGUAGAGGAGAAGAGUAGAGGUGCGUGUGGUUUGUAGUAGUACGAAACGUGCCAAGAUGACUGUGAAGGAUGUGAACAAUGCAGCCCCACCGGCAGCAGAAUGCUCCGAGAAUGCUGCCACCGGUGCAGGCGAUAAGAUUGUGCUUAAACGUAAAAUCACGCUAAUUAACGGUGUUGGCAUAAUCGUGGGAACGAUUAUCGGGUCCGGCAUCUUCAUCUCACCCACCGGCGUGUUUGUCUUCACGAAGUCCGUUGGUUCCUCGCUAAUUAUAUGGAUGCUGAGUGGAAUCCUGUCGACUCUGGGAGCCCUCUGCUAUGCCGAGCUGGGCACCUGCAUCACGCGCUCCGGUGGCGACUAUGCGUAUCUCCUCGUCGCCUUCGGACCACUUGUUGGAUUCUUGCGACUGUGGAUGGCGCUGCUCAUCAUACGCCCUACUACGCAGGCUAUCGUGGCACUCACCUUUGCCCAGUAUGCCGUACGACCGUUUUUCGAGGAUUGUGCUGCUCCGGAAAGUGCUGUCCGUUUAUUGGCCGCAGUAUGUCUGUGCUUCCUGACCGCCAUCAACUGCAUUUCCACGAAAUGGGCAAUGAAAAUCCAGGAUGUAUUCACUAUUGCUAAGCUAACGGCGCUCGUAUCGAUCAUUCUUGCUGGGAUGUACUUCAUGGCAACGGAAUCCCUGGACAACUUCCACAAUCCCUGGGAGGGUGACUACUCGCUUACCAGCCUGGCUUACGCGUUCUAUUCGGGUUUGUUUGCAUUCGGUGGCUGGAACUAUUUGAACUUCGUAACGGAAGAAUUGGAAAAUCCGUACAAAAAUCUUCCGCGUGCCAUCUGGAUCGCAAUGCCCAUGGUGACCGGAAUCUAUGUGUUCGUCAAUAUGGCCUAUUUUGCUGUCGUUUCGCGGCACGAAAUGUUGGCUUCGAUCGCGGUGGCCGUUUCGUUUGGUAACCGUAUGUUUGGUUCGGUAGCCUGGUUAAUUCCGAUCUUCGUCGCACUGAGUACGUUCGGAGGUGUGAACGGAAUCCUGUUCACAUCGGCUCGUCUCUUCUCGACCGGUGCUCAGGAAGGUCAUCUCCCGGCCUGGUUUUCGCUGGUUCAUGUUGACCGUCAAACACCGAUACCGGCCCUGAUUUUCACCUGCAUUACCUCCAUCAUUAUGCUGCUAUCGGCGAACGUGUUUGUGCUGAUUAACUAUUUCAGCCAAAUCCUGUGGCUCUCCGUUGCUGCCAGCAUUGCCGGUCUGCUCUGGUUACGAAUCUCAAAACCUAACAUGCCACGGCCGAUCCGUGUCAAUCUAAUUCUUCCCAUAACGUUUCUGGUGUGCUGCUUGGGGCUAGUGCUGUUGCCUUCAUUUUCGGAACCCUUUAAUUUGAUCGUCGGGCUGGCCAUCACGCUCUCCGGAGUACCAGUCUAUUACGUGUGUAUUGUAUGGCGACGGAACAAACCUUCGAAAAACGGACUCAUGCACUGGAUUGAACGCGGUUGCCAGAUUCUGUUCAAUGCCGCUUUCGUCGAUUGCCACCACGACCGAAAACGGGAACGAGAAUUUUCUGAAAUGCAGACGAGCAUCGAGGACAAAAGCGUUAGCCACUGAGUAGUAACGGUCGAGCAUUUUACAGUGAAUGUUUUAGAUAGAUUUCAGUGCUUUAUUUGUUGCGGCUGUUCAUACUGCUGAAUGGAUUGUCUUCAAACGACCACGACGACGGAGGACACUUGUGGCCAAAAUGAAAUUCGAACAACCAGCGUGGUAACCAUAAUGUUUAGUACAAGCUGUUCGAAGUAUAUUUAUUGAAAACAACAACGAGGAAUGUACACGCGGAGUUGUUAAUCUUAUAUAAAGCGAACGUGAACAAACUACUGAACGUUAUACUGAAUAUUAUACCUAGCCAUAGCCGGCAGCAUCCGUCAAAGACAGGCGUUUCCUAAGCUUAUACUGUAGUACUUACCGCUCGAUGUGCAUGUAAGACUUACCACAAAUAAAAAGAAUAUCUGAUGUGCUCUCUACAAAGGCCAUAAA
This is a messenger RNA of Anopheles darlingi, 2721 nucleotides long. RefSeq names its product Y+L amino acid transporter 2 (gene JhI-21). Gene Ontology annotation, molecular function: L-amino acid transmembrane transporter activity. Bases 760 to 2298 code for a protein of 512 amino acids. Lineage: Eukaryota; Metazoa; Arthropoda; Insecta; Diptera; Culicidae. The record is from RefSeq and is a predicted model, not a curated record. The transcript has 5 exons. Gene Ontology annotation, cellular component: membrane. Gene Ontology annotation, biological process: amino acid transmembrane transport.